AGCGCCAUCUAUUAGCCUUAGUUAUGAACGGCUAGGCCAGAAGCAAUAGUUAUGGGCGAAACCGUGCUAUGCAGAGAAGGCUAUGGUUCGUCUCGUGUGAAGAAGAACUAUGUUUCAACAGACGAUGGUCGAUUAGUGGUGGUUGAUCAUUCGCCGACAGGCACGAGUGUCUCUCACUUUUUCAGGUCUGUAUUUCUACCUCAAGGUUACCCAGAGAGUGUGAGCCAGGAUUACCUAGAGUACCAAAUAUGGGACACAAUACAGGCAUUUGCCAGCAGUAUAACAGGAGCACUGGCAGCUUCCGCAAUGCUAAAAGGUGUGGGUGUUGGCGACGUUAACGCGACCGUCCUGGCUGCGACAAUGACUUGGAUACUAAAAGAUGGUACAGGGAUGCUAGGGAGGAUUGUAUUUGCCUGGCUGCGUGGAUCAAGCUUAGAUUGCAACUCCAAGAGAUGGAGAUUAUUUGCAGACAUCUUGAAUGACUUGGCCAUCUGUAUAGAGAUUUUGGCACCAAACUUCCCGGGGAUAUUUACUCCUUUGGUGUGUACUGCUGGUGUGUGCAAGUCGAUUGUAGGUGUGGCAGGUGGCGCCACCAGAGCUGCCCUGACCCAACACCAGGCCAGACGAAACAACAUGGCUGAUGUAUCAGCUAAAGAUGGAAGUCAGGAAACAUUGGUCAACCUGGCAGCAUUGGUGUGUAACCUAGCACUCAUUCCUCUAGUCACCGGCAAACAAAUGCUCAUCUGGUUCUUGUAUAUGGUGUUCACCUGUUUACAUCUCUAUGCAAAUUACUCUGCUGUCAAAUGUGUUGUCAUGGAAACAAUGAACCAAUCAAGAUUGAAUCUCAUUGUGAAAGAUCUCCUAGACUCCUCCCACAUUCCAACUGUCAAGCGUACGAACCACUCGGAGCCAGUGGUAUUUAAAACAAGAAGAAAAUUGGAAAUUUUCCUGGGAUGUUCUGUAGGAAAACUGUGCAAUAGUACCAAAGAUUUACAGAUGUUGCUAUCUGUAUAUAAGGGGAUGCCAUACCUUCUAGGUCUCAAUGUAAAACGAGGAGAGAUAUGUAUAGCACUGUCGGACGGUGCUGACACAGCUGAUCAGCUACAGAGCUGUUUUCAGGCAGAAGUUAUUAACUAUGUGUAUGAAAACCUGUAUAAAAGCAAGGUGCUUCAUUCCUCCCUGGACCCUUUAGUUAGGGCAAUGGAAAAUGGUGAUGUGCAUGGUACAUUGAUGGCCUCAUUGGCGUACACUAACUCCACCAUUGAUGCCUUCCGUCAGGGCGUGGUACAGCAGGGCUGGGCUUUAGAUCCCGUCCUACUUAACGCUAACGAGUGGCGCGCUAGGUGGGAUAGUGACGGAGUCACAGACAAGAAGGAGUACUAGACAACACUUUACAACAUACGCAAGGGUUCUUCAGGAUUAUCAGGACUUUUCUGCCGAGUUGAACACGGACAAGACGGCAUAAUAGACAACAAAUAAUCAACUUUUUAUUAUGAAAACUGGUAUACACCAGAGUUAAGAGUUACUGUGAUCAUUCUUAAUCAGUUGUAACCUAACGGCAGGUUGUCUAUAGUAUACCCAAACAAAAAAGGAAAUUUCACUGUGAGAGAGAAAUAACAUUUCUAUAUGGACAAUCAAAAUGUCCUUAUAAACUCAAUGCAAAGCUGACUCAGAGGUGCUUUUCGAGAAUGACACUGUAUUAGGCAAUAGUUUAAAAACUGCCUACAUAUUAAAUUUCAGUCACUUAGGGUUCUUUAUUUCAUGAAAAACUAAGGAAAUUGUAGGCGGUACAGUCAAAAUUGUGUAUUUAAAUUUAACUAUUACAUCUAAUAUUAAGACAUAUUACAAUGUAUACUAUUGAAAACAAUAUAUUAUUGACCCUUAAAUUGGAAGUUGUGUUUCUUUUUCAUUUCAAUUUAUAUUUAUUCUCAAUUUGUCAAGAUAACUUGCAAUUGGUUUCUCAAAAUGUCAUUGCCUCAAUUACAUAACAAAACUCUGAUGUUGUUUUGACUAAUUCACCCCUGAAGACACAUUUGAACUCUUCCAAUUCAAAGGUUGGAAUAGUUCAUGAUGAAUUUUAGGGGUGAAUGAGUUAAACAUCUGUUUUGUUUGUGGGAAGACACAAGCAACAUGCUUUAUCUUAACUGAAAUUGUCCACCAAUUGGUCA
This is a messenger RNA of Mizuhopecten yessoensis (Yesso scallop), 2168 nucleotides long. RefSeq names its product RUS1 family protein C16orf58 homolog. The transcript is spliced from 13 exons. Bases 52 to 1383 code for a protein of 443 amino acids. The record is from RefSeq and is a predicted model, not a curated record. Lineage: Eukaryota; Metazoa; Mollusca; Bivalvia; Pectinida; Pectinidae.